This is a messenger RNA of Wasmannia auropunctata (little fire ant), 4530 nucleotides long. Its product is annotated as protein fantom-like. Lineage: Eukaryota; Metazoa; Arthropoda; Insecta; Hymenoptera; Formicidae. Bases 473 to 4243 code for a protein of 1256 amino acids. Gene Ontology annotation, biological process: non-motile cilium assembly. The transcript has 20 exons. The record is from RefSeq and is a predicted model, not a curated record. Gene Ontology annotation, cellular component: ciliary transition zone.
CGACCGCGCCGACCGUACUAAUUACCAUGUCCUCUGAAUUUUCUAUUUAGGCGUAAUCGUAUUUUUGUUUUACUCUUAAAUAUGUGCGACAGAGAAGAGGGAGAAAUCGUAGAAGCGAUUUUGUAACUGCAUGCAUUCAUGUUUCUCUCAAAACAUGAACAUGUGGCCGCAUCUGACGCAGGAUGCUGGAAGGAGCAGCUGGGAGCAGCCUCCCGCACGUCACGUGUCGCUCCGUCUUGGUUGCCAUUUAGCAACGGCCGGUGUGUAAACAUAGAUGGCUGCCUCCAAACAUCAAAUCUUCUCGAGACGUUCUCGCGACGCCUUCUCGUGUGACCAUGUGCCCGAGGAUAUACUUACCUCUUUACAUCUCACAUCGAGUAAUGACUAACGAGGUUUGACCGAGCGUGUUAGUCAACGUCGUCUCGAGGUUCUAGACAAUACUCUUCGUCGGGUUUGAGAAUUUCGAUUGAUAAUGGCAGACGAUCCGAAUCGUGACAUCUUGCCGGUAAAGGAAGGUUCCGGCGCGGACACGAUCAUCAGUGCGAUAGAUCUUAGAGAACGUCAUCUCGUUUGCAAGCUCGAUCGCUAUCAGCUGGAGGACAAGUAUCUACGUUUACUUGACGAGGCGAGCAAUCUGAAGAAAUUAUCCAACUGUCAGGAGGAUAAGAUCAAGCGACUCGGGACGAAGCUGAUUAGACUGGCCGGUAAUCCAAGAUCGUGCGGAAUAGCGUUAGAUAUCGCCGAUGACAGGAAUAGAAUAGCCGUUCUGGAGCUUGAAAAUACCAAGCUGAAGGAGAAAAUCGUCGUGAUGAGAAAUCAAUUGUUGAGUCACACGAUGAGCGGCAGGUCGUCGUCGCGCAGCCGUAAUCUCGUUAGACCAUCGUCUUCCGGGCUUGUGACGUGUCGAAGCGAGAAUAACCGCGUGAGAGCGCCGUCCUGUCAAUGCAUCGUCGGGGCAGGGGACGACGAUAACGACAUGCAAAAUUACCUCGUUAAAAUCGAGAAACUGGAGACGCAGAAGAAAGAUAUGGCAUGUCGUAUAACGGAGUUGGAGAAAGAGCUGGUGCACGUGACCAAUAAUCAAAAGGAGAAGGUGGCAGAAAAUGUAGAAUAUAUACGAGUGUGGCGACAAAUGAAGCAACUGAACGACAAAUUGAUGACGACUCAGGAAAAAAAUUCUCUACUGACCACCGAAAUUAAUAAUUUGAAAAUAACUCUUGAACAAACGACGAGAAAUAAUCAGGAGAUCGCGGCCGUUCUUUCCUCGGAGAGAACGCGCAUAGCCGAGAUCGAUGGCCAGAUGUUGAAGGCAAAGACGUCACAGUUCACGUUACGCGAAAAAGAUGACCAGAUACGGGAUCUUAUGAGCGAAAUUAAAAUAUUGCAACAACAUAACAACGAACUUAUUGUGCUGACAUCGAAAAAUGGGCAAAUCGAAAUGGAGAAUAUUGAAUUAAAAAAAAGACUCUCCGACGACGCUCAGCAGCAACAGACUUUAAAAACAGCAUUUCACAAAGAGCAAGUUGACAUUGAAGCGUUAAAAGCUACUAAUGAGCAAUUGCUUACGAAAUUUCAAGAAUUGCAGACAAACAUAGAUACCUUGACGGUUCAACUAACGUCUUUGCAUACGCAAGAUAGGAAGCACGAGCAAUAUGCGUGCAUGGAACAAUGCAAGAAAUGUUGCGAAAUGUAUGAUAAAUUUAUGCAGCUAGAAAAAACUGCCGGCAUUCCUCGGGAAGAUUGGCAGUCGGCAGACAAAUCAGUACAGACGGUUAAUACUGGCACAAAGGAACAGGGUACAAUGAUAAUUUCGAAUAAUGAAGAUAAAACAUUGGUGCAGUCGCCGUCGAAGGAAUGGAAGACGAAUCAGGAAGCAAAUGGCACGAGCGUUUUGUCUCGAGAGAAAAUAUUAAAACUAUUGGAUCAGGCACAAAUUAACACACCUUUGGAUGCAUCGAGGAUUACUCCGAAGGAAGAGUACGCGAGCAUUUUGGAUGUAGCUCAGAGGCACAGUGAUGGAGAAAUGUCAUCUCAGGGUGAUACAUCAAACUCUGUAAAGGAAAUAUCACAGAAAAGACUCGCACAUUUGGAGAAUUCGAACACGUUAGAUCAAGUGAUUUUGAUUUUAUUCGACGCUUUACAAGAAUGUUUAUUAUUUAUUGAUGAAAAAUUAUCGUGCCAUCAAAUAUCUACGAUUGGCAAUUCGCUAACUGAUGUCAACAAUAAUGAUUUUCCUGUGAUAACUACUCGCGAUGUUAAACAACGUGAUUUUUGCGCAGGAACAGCGGAAAAUUUCGAUUCUGAUUAUACAAGCCGUUGUGUUCAAUCGACUGCCGUUUACUCCAAGAUUUAUGAUUUUGCUUGUAAAAAAAAAUCUGCAAGCACCUUAACGAGAGAUAUCGGUUUAUCGAAAGAUACAUUUGAUUCUACUUUCUGUCCUAUAAUUCACAAAAAAUCAUCGUAUCGAGAUAUUAGUAAAGAUAUCUGCGCAGAAAAGAUGAUAAAGUUAAAAAGAUUAAAAUCGCCCAAAUGUAAUUUAACGUGUCACUUGCGCAAAGCGAAAGAUCCGCUGUCCCUGCAGGAGAAGUGUAAAUUACCUUGUAAAAUCGAAUGUUUGAAAGACAGGAUGAAGUUACCCACCACGGUGUACCCAAUGGAAUGUUUUCCUUUAUUAAUUACUGACAGGCAAGGUCUCCUUGAGAUUCACAUUUCACGGCUACAACUUUGCACAUCGGUCACAAAAAUCCCGAACGAAGAUGAUAUAUGUAAUCUUCACAUUUACGUAAGCUGGGAUAUUUGGGACGAGAAGACCGCUUACACGCCGAGACUGAAGUGCCCCAAUCUGAUCUUCAACUCGUCCUCCGUAUAUCGCAUAGCGGAUCUCUUUUUCUUCUUCAAGAAUGUGCUGUUGGACUACCUCAUCUUUCGAGUGAAUAUCGUUCGCCGAGAUGGUACCAGCUACACGGUCGCCCGAGCGAAGGUUUCUAUCAAGGACAUCUUGGAUUAUCCGCAGAACAAGUUGCAUUACAUCGUUCCUGUGAACAGCGUCAUUGCUUGCUCCUUUGGCGUUAAUUACGGCCAACUGUCAUUGUGGGUCCGGUUGAGCUGUAACGUUGACAUGGUCGAGGCUUUUAAGAAGCAAUGCGGCAUAACCUCGUUGAAAGAUGUGUCUCCAAUAAAAAAGAAUAUGUUCCAGGAAUCUUUUCCUUACAGACGUCCUACGAGACAAGUCACUGACGAGGAGUCGUUUAAAGAACAACAAAAAAAUGAUAAUUCGGUACCCGAAGAUUCAAUGUAUCAAGAUACCCAAUCGCCAUCAGAAUCAAAAUCAGAUUUUCAAUACGAAAAUGACAAUUCGGAUGAGGAAAAUAAUUACAGCAACUCAAAUAAUAAAGAAUUAUCUUCGCCCGUUAAGAUGAAUAAAAUGUCUGAGGAAGAGAGUGGAACGAUUAGAGCGAGAAAUCUAGAUUACAAAGCGGGUAAUAGUAAGGCGCGUAACGAACAUAAUACUUCGAGGGAUUCACCGAGCGUGACGGAGUUCAAAACUUUACUCACGAAUGGCAUUUCGCUGCUCAAAGGAUCAAGCAGCACAAUCCGCGAUUUGAGCGAGGUUCUCUUGGAUAAAAACUGGGAGAGGUACAAGCAGAGGAGUCUGCUGACUUUUGCCAGUACACUUAUUGCAGGAGCUAAGUCGUUAAACGUGGAACCGCAGGAUUACCGAAAUGACAUCUUUACUUACCGCCAUGACAAUGAUGCGAUAAUCAUAGAAAUAGUGAGCAUGCAGCUCUUGGAUGAAAGUUACGUCAUGCAGGACGAUGAGAUAAAGUUACUUUAUGUAGAAUAUUCUUUCCUCGGAAAUCAUGGCGAAGAUAUGGAGACCAUUUCCGUGAAGAAACCAAAAACGGGUGCUCAAGAAAUAGUCUACAAUUACAAGAAAAAAUUUUGGAUAAAUGAAGUGACACAUCCCGUACAACGAGAGAAGUUGCGCGUUAUGUUGGCCGAAGAUAUAAGUCCUAAUAUCAAUUUUACUAUUAUUAGCGAACCAUUACCCAUCGAAAGGGAAAUUAAAGAUUGCGAGGAAAUUGGUUAUGCAACUUUUAAUCUAAAAAAAUACGCGCUUGGUAGUGAAAGCAAAUAUAUAUUAUUGCCGAUCAAGGAUAAUCAGAACAGACAAAUUGGAACACUGAAGAUCUCUGUGUCUGGUAUGCAUGCCAUUCGACAAUGUUUACCAAAAAUAAGAUAGAGCAAUUGGAAUAGAUGCAGAUAGUAAUGUGGGAGGCGAGUAUUGCAUGCACUUAGAUUAUUAGAAGAUGAUCGAAUUGAAGUCGAAAGAGCAAUGUUCUGCCUCAAGAAGAACUUAAAACUUUUAAUUAUGUGAAAGUUUAUUUAAAAUUGUCUACAUAUUUUCUAAUACAUUAAAUUAUGUUGUGAUGUCAUAUUGAUAAAUAAUAUCGAUACAUUUAUUAAUCUUUAAACAACACGAGGCUCGUACUUUCAUGAGCUUAUAUAAAUUAUUGUUGGUUUACAAAA